Molecule: messenger RNA, 5309 nt
Organism: Bufo gargarizans (Asiatic toad)
Lineage: Eukaryota; Metazoa; Chordata; Amphibia; Anura; Bufonidae
Gene: VGLL4
Product: vestigial like family member 4
Exons: 5
Coding region: 409-1293 (294 amino acids)
Biological process (GO): negative regulation of DNA-templated transcription
Molecular function (GO): transcription coactivator binding
Source: RefSeq, a predicted model, not a curated record
UAGGCUGCGUGUCAGAGCAGUGAACUUGCAGCAGGGCUGUGAGAACUGACUGGCUUUGUCUUCAACACUUCUUCUUCUUUUUUUUUUUUUGUCCCCCUUUCCUCCUUUUCUUUUUCUUUCACGACCUGCCGAAAGUGACCCGGGUCUGGUUUAGCUGGAGACCCCCACCACCCAUAACAUUGCCAAGGCAGAGCCGUCACCUCUUCUUCAGAACGGAUUCCCCUUUUUUUAGAUUUUUUUUGUUCAUGCACUUUUCUCGGCUUUUGUUGCUGGAGGCUGGGCCUUUCUGUCUCGUGAAAUCUUAGGGAGAGUCGGGAUCUUUUCCUCAAGCUGUCCACCGCCUCUCACUUUUUAUUCUUUUUGUGGGUGAAGCGAGAAAGCUGGUCUUUCCUGCUAACCCAGUAAUAAAUGCUGUUUAUGAAGAUGGAUCUGUUGAACUACCAGUACCUGGACAAGAUGAACAACAACAUCGGCAUUCUGUGCUACGAAGGAGAAGCAGCGUUACGGAGUGAACACAGAAUGCAACCCCUUGCAAUGCCUACUGCACUCACCAAUCAUCGGACGGGCCCACCGCCUAUUAGCCCCAGUAAGAGGAGGUACAGCAUGGACCAAGGAGAUGAUGAACUAGACUGUGAAAAUGACCAUGUCUCAAAAAUGAGCCGGAUGUUUCACCCUCACUUAACCAAGGGUUUUAAUGGAGAUUACAGAAAAGAUCCACGGGACCGAAGUCGCAGCCCAAUAGAAAGAGCAGCAGCUCCCACGAUGGGUUUACAUGCAAGUCAUAUGUAUUCUUCAAUUCCACCUGUCAGUAUGGAUCAACCUCUGGCACUCACCAAAAACAGCGACCUGUCCAGAAGUUUGGGAUUGACACAAAGUAUGAGCCCCGUGGAACGACAGCAGAACCGACCAUCAGUGAUCACAUGUGCUCCACCAAGCAACCGGAACUGCAACCUCUCUCACUGCCCAGUUGUCCAUAGCGGUUGUGUUUCGGCAGUCCCGGCAAACUUCAGACGACCAUCAAACACUUCAACUGCUUGUGAUCCUGUGGUAGAAGAACAUUUUCGCCGGAGUCUCGGCAAGAAUUACAAAGAACCCGAGCCAGUAGCAAACUCUGUGUCCAUCACUGGCUCGGUGGAUGAUCAUUUUGCCAAGGCGCUAGGGGAGACCUGGCUCCAGAUCAAAGCGGCCAAGGAUGGAGUGUCCAGCAGCCCCGAAUCUGCUUCUCGAAGAGGCCAAUCUUCUCCUUCCUCUCACAUGGUCAACCAUAAUCACUCCCCGUCUGUACUGUCAUAGAGGCAAUCUCUAUGAGAUCAGGAGCAGCUGCUUUCACUGGGCUUUGAAAAAAAAAAAUGCUAAAGAUUAGUGUCAGGGGAAGGGGAGUUAUUGUUUCUUUUGUGUACUUGCUUGGCACAAAGUGGAUGGCCUCUAAAAAAAAACCUUUUAGCAAGAACUAUUGUCCUUUUGCAUUGUAAUGUAGCAACCUAAUUUCCUGCCUCUGUUACCAAAGAACCUCUAAUGGAAGCCUGCUACCCACUGACUGACCCAACACAAAACCCACUCACUGUUGCAUCACACCAAUUGGUUGAUCCAAAUGCUUUUUGCUUACCAGCUUCUAGAAAUCGCGCGCUUUGUGCCUUUUUUUUUUUUUUUUUUACUUAUGUUGUAUUUUUCUUUUGAGUUGUAUCUUUGUGUAUAUACUUGAAAAGAACUGUCAUGUCUGAUUUGCACUAUUAAGAGAGGAUUAAGACUUUGAGAUGCUGAAAUUCAGAAGGCAACCUGUUCAGAUGUAUGGAUUGAGAAGUCAUCUGUUGAUGCAAACAUUUUUUGUGGGCUGAACCAACAGAAGCUUUGGCUAAAUGUGUCCAUACACAUUAGAUCCAUUAAUAAUGGGGGCUCCUGAUUAUCUUCCCAUAACAAAUAAAGACGGAGCCUAUUAGACUUCAAAGUGUCCACUUCUUUUUUUGUACAGGGAGAUAAGCAGCUGCCUGAGAGGUCUGGUUAGGACUUGUCUCCCUUUCCAUAUUGAACAUGUAUAUUUAUGGGGCGGUCAGGAGACAUGGCUUUAGCCAACCGCUCUACUUUGUGUCUGGCCAGCUUUAGGGAACUUUGUACACUGAGUCCUAUCUGUGGGCAGCAAACUGUGGGGCAGGGGGAGCUGAGCAGAUUGAUGUAUAGUUUUCAGUAUAACUUGUAUUUAUUCAUUUAAAUCCCUGCUCAUUCUAUGCUUAGUCGUGUGGGCAUCCUACUUACUGACUGACUGCUCUCUACAAUGAAGGCUUUCAGUCACUGAGCCACUGGACUCCUAAUUUAUUCAUUUAAAUGAAUAACUAGAAGUCAUAUAAAACAAUAUAUAUAUCAAUCUGCUCAUAUCUUCUUGCUUAUAUGAUGCUGGCGGAUCAGAUCCCAUGUUCCACGUGACAGAUUCCCUUUAAGAUUGCCUCCAAAACUGCCCAGUGUGGACCUGGCCAGAGAUGCCUCUAGUUCCAUGUGAAUUGUCGGCAGCAUUCUGUAUAUUGGCUUAGCUCUCAAAAUGUGUACAGACCGAUAGUUCAACUUACUGGAUGACGUAAUUUAAAAGGAUCCCGUCACUAUGAAAAUGCUUCCCAAUUUAUCGGCAUCAUCUUACAGAGCAGGAUGAGCUGAGCAGAUUGAUUUAUAUAGGUUUGUUGGAAAACAUUUUAAACCCCUGUUCUUUAUGGGCUUAAGAGUCCACUUAUUGGUAGCUUUCCCUAUAUCGGCAUGCUCACAGAGACAGCGGUCAGUCACUGGUUAAGAUCUUCUACUGGACUCCAAAAUAUAGAGGGGGCAGGGAUUCCCACAACUAUAGAUCAAUCUGCUCAGCUCCUCCUGCUCUAGAACCUGCUGCCUGCAGAUUGGACUGCAUGUUCAGCGUGACGGGUUCCCUCUGGGAUUUGGUAGGUCUGGAACAGAGCGUACAGAUCAGACUUUUGUUGUCUUCUGCACCUGGUCGGCAAGUCUUUCAGAAGUCCCGACACCAGGAGUCUGUGGUUUUCAGGUAUAGAGGUCUGAGAGUAAUAGUGCAUUGCGUGCAUUCUUCAUGAUAAAAUAGCUGGUAACUAUUAAUUUCAAGACAAGAUCAGAAUACUUAUUAUUCUCCUCAGAUUUAGUUUAUUUUUUAUCAGUAUAGUCCUCUGACAUACUUACUGCUGGUACAGUUGUACUCGUGUAAUAUUUUAUUUGCGGUAACCAGCUAGAGCCUCCGGACAGGCGUUGGUAAAUCGGUUUAAUUAAUUCUGAUGUGUGGUACAGGAUGCUGUGUGUCUCUGGUAAGCAAUUGCUAAGGUUGCUCCUGUUUCGUGUGUUAUGUCUUUCAGUUUGACGGUCAAAAAAAAAACAACAUUAGAUUAUAAUCCCCCUCCCCCAUAUUUUUCCAUAUCUGUUGAAUUGAUGCUUCUGGAGUGAGUUGAAAGCUUUGUUCAAGUUUGCGCCACAUAAGUACAUUCCUUUUUUUUCUUUCUUUAUGGCAAAAUCCGUUUUAUUUCGCUAGCUGUAAAUUUGCUCGAAAACCUAAAAAGGAUUAAAUAACCCAAUUUUUUUUAAAUAACUUGCUCAGCUUUAAUUCCCCCCCCCCCCCCUAUUUUUUAACAUCCAUACAUUCCAGCCUCCCAGUGAAAACGUAAGGACUUUACAUAUAUAAGUAUAUAUAUAUAUUUCAAAUAAUACACAUAUUACUGUUUUAUCUUCACAGUGCAGGAGUGAAUCUAUUGGUAGAGAAGUUUAGUUAGUCAUGGGCUCCGUUCAGCGGUGUGUGUGGCCCCCCCCCCUGCCCUUGUCACAAGCUGCUCCAUUUAAUUGUAUAUCCUAUGUUGUCACCAUGCAGGCGGCAUACAUUCAAUAUUAGCCCGAAUUCAGACAUUUCACUACUAUGUUAUUGGGUAGCCUAUGCUUUAGCGUCUGCCGUUCAAUGUAGAAAGAAAAUGAAAAGAAAAAAAAACACAAACUUUUAAAAGAACACUUUUUUUAUAUAGGUAACUUUAAGACCAUCGUUACGCUGUGCGUAAAGAAUGUACAGAAAAAUUUGUAGGUAUUUUUUUGAAGAACAAUUAAUUUGUUAAUGAUAUGUAGCUAUUUAAUUUGCCCUUUCUUUAAUUGUAAUCCUACCGUUCAGUUAUUUUUUUGGGAAUAAAAAAGUUGAUCUUUUUUUUUUUUUUUUUUUGGAUGUGCAGGUACACUUGUAUUCUAUAGAAACGCUGCAUUACUAUUGGAUAGCCACUAGCAUGUAUUUGCUCCAGUCUACUGAGUGAUACGGAGGUGGACUCUGUGCAAGUGAACACAUUGCUGUUUGUUAUCCUGGACGUAGGUUUAAAAAUAAAAUAAAAUCAUGGAAGACCCUUGGACUUGGUGGGAUUUUCUCCUUUUUUUUUUUUUUUUUUUUGUGUAAGUGUCCUGGGUAUGAAGGCAAUCUGGUCACUGCAGCCAUGCAGAAAAUGUGACUCUCAUAACAAUCUCAUAUUUGUGUGUGUGUAUAUAUACCGUAUAUAUUUGAGGGAGGGUUUUCGUAUUUCACGUGACUCUGUUGCCCUAUCUGAGAUAGGUGCGUCGUAUGCAGCACAGGCGGUCAAACCUAUACACUUAAAGAAACAGAAGCACUCAGCUGACAACCUUGUUAUUGUGUCGUUUAACCCAUGAUGCAUUAUUGUAUAGCCGUGCGCAGGUCUCUAUGUAAUAUCUGACUGCACAUUGUGUCGGUUGGUCUAGUAUUAACUAUUGGUAAUGUAUUGUGUAAUGUCGCUGGUUCUAAUACACGUCUACCUUGUAUGUGUAAUAAUACACACCUAUAGUGACCACCCUAGCCUUUAAUUUUUGGGGGAAAAGUUGAGGGGGUUAUUCUUUUUGGGAACAUCACUAGAUGUCAGACCACUGAGAGCAGUGGGUCCAGAUCCUCCAUUAGAUGAACAAUCUGGCCAUGACCUCUGAUUGUCUCCCGUGCUGCAUAGAGGCAGCCAUCUUGUGUUUGACAUCGCUGAAAAAUUAACGAUAACAAAAUUCCAGCCUUUCACCAAUUUUGAGGAGGAACAAAAGAAAAAAAAAAUUUGGGCUCUAAGAUCAAUGUGUACUUGAAACCAGCGAUAAGACAAAAAUAAAUCUGAAAAUGUCUGCAUCCCCGGAAAGGAACAAUCCACAGGACAUUUUUCAACAUUUCCAUGUUUGUAAAUCUGUAAUAUAGCGUUCUGUUUUGGCCUUGUUUCGUCUGAUUGGUAACUGAAAAAAAAAGUUUGGCAGGCCAUCUUUUUUUUUUUUGUACUUAAAAGUAGCCUUAAAGAACAAUAAAGUGCUCUUAAACCGCA